AAAUUAAAUCCAACCCAACUCCCUCCUCCAGAUCGCGACAUCGCGCUCGAUCCCGUGCCCUACCCCCGUUCCCAGACCCGCGAAAGCUUGGUGCGGCGCCGACGACGGCGGCGCGUGGACAGGAGCGUGGUGCUUUCCACUUUCGUCGUCGGUUCCGGAAUCCUCAAGACUUGUUGGGCGCCGGCCGGUAGGGCUUCCACCGCGGAGCCACCGUGGGAGGUUCUUCGCUCUCCGGCCCCAAUUCUCCGAUUUUGCAGCCGCCGAAGUAGUCGACGCUUUGGUGGGUAAAAGCCAAGCAGCAGCAGAAGGAGGAUCUCAUGCUCAACUCUUAAAACACGAGAUCUCUUGUGUAUCACUCCGUUUCUAGAAAACUUUGCUAGGGUUUCUCUGAUCACAUCUGUAGAUUUUUUCUUUAAUUUUCUAGUGGAGCAUAUCCGUUGCGUUUCGUGAGCAGCUCGGUAAUUUUGUUUAUUGUUUAAUAUUUUUUACGGUAGCAUAUGCACAUCUUAUGUUUCCCUCUAUCUAAAUGCUUUUGCUUAUCCUGUUUAUCUAGUGUUUCUCUUUGAUUUUAUGCAGAUAUCAUAUACAGGCAGUUUUCUGCAGGUUAGUUUUGGUGAGGUGGACUUGAAGGCGUGCUUGGAGCAAAAGGUUCUUGAGUUGUGUUGUUGAAUCCAAGUAUUUGCUGAUCCAAUGUCAGAUUCUGGUGGGAUGACAAGUAAGGGUGCUGAGCCCAUCACCAUAGUUGAUUCGAGAUCCACCGAGAUACAGGCUGUGGAUGUGGCACAAACACAUGGGUCUUUGUAUUCAUCAUCACAGCCUGCUGUUCAAUCUUGGCCCUCAUCCACUGGAGAGCAGAGCGUGCCGAAUUCUAGCUAUUAUUAUGAUCCACAAAGUCAGGUCUCUAUGUCAGGAGAUGCCCAAGGAAUGUCAUUCACAUCUCAUGCAUCGACCUCGUCAAAUCAAGUUGGAGUGAAUUCUACACAACCAUACUCGGGUUAUGCACCUUACUGUUCUACCGUACCAUAUAACUAUAAUUCAGUGGGAUUCCAGAACUAUUAUUAUAGCAAUCAUCCACUAGGAAAUGAUUCUACGACUCAGCAAGUUGAAGGAGAUCAAAAUCCAGGUGCUGCAUAUCAGCCUCUUAGCGCAUUUCCGAAUUCAGGGUCUUAUGUUGCUCCUACUAGUUAUUUAGGCACUUAUUACAAUGCUGGUGAUAAUCAGACCGGGACAGGGUAUGAAAACAACAGCUACAAUUAUCAGACAGGAUUAUGGAAUGAUGCAAACUAUCAUAACUACCCGCAGCAUCUUUAUUCAAGCUACACAACUUCAGCAACAACCGUGGCACAGAGUUCUACAACUGCAUCAACGAAUUCUCUUUAUUAUCAGCAACAAUAUAACAAGUGGCCUUAUUGUUACAACCAAGCUAUGCCUGCUGUUAAUGGGAUAGCAGGGACUGAUAACUCACAUGCUGGCCCCAGUCUUCAGUCUGCUGGAUACUCAGCUGUUGGUGUUGGGGCUGGUUAUCCAUAUUCCAGUAACCAGCCACCUCCACCUGGCACAACAUCAUGGAGAGAAGAUUCCAAGCCGCCUGGUGUAUCUUCUUUUCAGGAAGCUGCUACACCAUAUAACGUGAACAAAACUUGGGAAGUUGUUCCUCCUGCGAUGCAGACUCCCCCAGUUAAUCAACAAUCAUACUUUAACAAUCUAUUGAAACCAACUCCUCUUCCAAAUGAGAACCAAGAUAAUCAACCAAAGGUUAUUUAUUCACAAGCUCCCCACAUUCAACAUUCUAGUUCUAAUCAUGUUCCAGAGAUAUUUCAGACACCACAACAAACAACCCCAACUACAGAGGUCCGCCAGUUUUCUAAAGUGCAGAUACCUACAAAUCCUAGGAUUGCUCCAAAUGUGGGAGCUAGUUUGCUGAAGACACAAAAGGAGAGUUCUGGUACCAAUGCACCAACUAGACCAGCUUAUGUUAGUGUCUCAAUGCCAAAGCCCAGUGAUAAAUCUUCAGCAGAAGACCAUGGGAAGACCAAGGGAACCUUCCCGCCAUCAUUAUGUGCUUACGUGGAUAGGUCUUUUGCUCGUUGCAAGGAUGAUUCUCAAAGGUCUGCUAAUGAAAACAUAUUGAAGCAGGUGAUUGCCAAAGCAACUGCCGAUGGAACACUGUUUACUAAAGAAUGGGAUAUUGAACCACUUUUCACGUUGCCAGUUGAGCAAAGUGAUCAGCAGAGUGGCUCUCCAUGGCCUAUCACUAAACGGAGCCCUAGCAGGAGAAGAAGUCGAUGGGAACCAGUUGCAGAUGAGAACUUGAAUGAUAAACUCACAUCUGUUGAUGAUAAUGCAACAAAAAAUAUCAGCUUGGGACAAGUUGAAGCAGCUGAAAAGGUUGCUGUCAAAAACUCUGGAAGCAAGUCAGUUAAUGGUUCUGUUGGCUACAAGUUUCUUCCCUCUCAACAGCAAUCUAUUUUACCUAAAUUUUCUCAGCGGGCUAUGAAGAAGCCACGCUUUUCUCACACUUUGAGUGCAACUGAAAAUGUUGAUCAUUCAAGUGAUAGUGACAAAGAGCAAAACCUGACAAAGUAUUAUGCUAGUGCAAUUGCUCUAGCUGAUUCACCGGAGGAAAAGAAAAGGCGUGAAAACCGGGUUAAACGCUUUGAAAAAGGACAUGGAAACCAAUCUGACUUGAAAAUUUCCAGGUCUAAAAUUGCUGCUGGAACUGGGACAUACACAAGUAGAACCAGUGGUUUGUUAAAACCUACAAGUUAUGAAAAUGGUCAAAGCAAGGCCGUGGAGGACAUUGACUGGGAUUCUCUCACAGUCAAGGGGACUUGCCAGGAAAUUGAGAAACGCUAUCUUCGUCUUACAUCUGCACCUGAACCUUCCACUGUAAGGCCAGAAGAAAUAUUGGAAAAAGCUCUACAUAUGGUUCAGACAUCUCAAAAGAGUUAUCUUUACAGAUGUGAUCAGCUAAAAUCCAUUCGCCAAGAUCUCACUGUACAAAGAAUUCAAAAUACACUUACUGUCAAGGUGUAUGAAACUCAUGCUAGGUUGGCUCUGGAAGCUGGUGAUUUGCCUGAGUACAAUCAGUGCCAAUCACAGUUGAAGAGGCUCUAUGCUGAAGGUAUCAAGGGAUGUUAUAUGGAAUUUUCUGCUUACAAUUUGCUGUCAAUUAUCUUGCACUCCAAUAACAAAAGAGAGUUAUUAUCAUCAAUGGCAAGGCUAUCAGCUGAUGCAAAAAGUGAUAAAGCUGUGAAACAUGCUCUCUCAGUUCACUCUGCUGUUUCAUCUGGGAAUUAUAUCCUCUUUUUCAGACUCUACAAAGAAGCACCCAACUUAAACACUUUCUUCAUGAAUAUCUACAUGGAGAAGAUGAGAUUUGAGGCGAUGAAAUGCAUGUGCAAGUCAUAUCGCCCAGUUGUCCCUGUUUCAUAUAUUACUCGAGCCUUGGGCUUCUCAAAAUCGACUCAAGGAGAAGAAAUUGAGGAUGCAAGCAUCGAUGGAUAUGAAGAGUGUGAGGAAUGGUUAAGGGCACAUGGAGCAGUUAUCACUUCUAGUAAUGCAGAGUUGCAGCUGGACACAAAGGCUUCUGCAUCCACACUUUAUAUGCCAGAAGUAGAGGAUGCUGCUGCUCAUGGAGAUGCAAAUCUUGCGGUUGAUAAUUUUCUUACUAGGACAUUGUGAUCGUACCUGUAGACGUGUAACAAUGAUUUUGGAUAAUUUGAUUGAUCAUGCUCAUGUAAGGGAGCUACGUACAGUAAUAAAUGAAGGUGAGGAUGAAGAUAUAGCAAUGCUUGCCUGUUUUAUGUGGCAACAUUCGUGAAAACAAAUUGGGUGAACUUUUGGCAUAAUCUCUCGAUGAGAGGAACCGUUCGUGGGGGCAAAUUCUAAUCCAAUAGCUGGCCAUUUUGUGUAAUGGCUUGUUAUGAAGUGAGAUCAGCACAAAAUAAUGAAGUUCUGUAUGUAUAAAGAUGUUCUGGGAUUAACAGGUUGAUUGAAGAUGAAAGAUCAUAUCAGUGUCAUUCAAACUUGUAAGCAUGUAAGGUAACUUCUAUGUAAAUUUAAAUAUAUCAAAUGAAAACUAUUAAAUUCAAGCUCCUA
Molecule: messenger RNA, 4101 nt
Organism: Zingiber officinale
Lineage: Eukaryota; Viridiplantae; Streptophyta; Magnoliopsida; Zingiberales; Zingiberaceae
Product: SAC3 family protein A-like
Exons: 14
Coding region: 691-3684 (997 amino acids)
Cellular component (GO): nucleus
Source: RefSeq, a predicted model, not a curated record